Metopolophium dirhodum (rose-grain aphid) is the source of this 420-nucleotide messenger RNA. RefSeq lists its product as uncharacterized. The transcript has 2 exons. Bases 1 to 420 code for a protein of 139 amino acids. Lineage: Eukaryota; Metazoa; Arthropoda; Insecta; Hemiptera; Aphididae. The record is from RefSeq and is a predicted model, not a curated record.
AUGUUGAGAUUGACUAACGAAAAAUUUUCAAAGCUUGAUGUCGGUACAACUGUUCGUGUCCCAAUACCAAAUGUCGAUAGAGCACGAGGUUCUCCGCGUAAUUUACUUGCUGUUAUUAUUUCAUGCGAAGAUGACAUGUAUAAAUUAUGUACAGAAUAUGGGGUGUUGAAACACAAAUAUACACGAGCACAAAUUUCUCCGUGUAAAGAAAAAAUUCUAGAGCUAGAUGAAGCCAAGAAAAAAAUUAAAGACAAGGAAAUAACAUUUAGAGAAGCCGCAGGACAUGGAAUAGCUAGUCAUCAAGGAUUUAAUCGAUGCAACUGCAAAACUGGUUGUGGUACUAAAAAAUGUGCUUGCAAUGCAGCGGAAAUGUCGUGCAGUUCAAAAUGUCAUGGUAACCAAAAUUGUACAAAUAAAUAA